Molecule: messenger RNA, 978 nt
Organism: Ambispora leptoticha
Lineage: Eukaryota; Fungi; Glomeromycota; Glomeromycetes; Archaeosporales; Ambisporaceae
Source: the annotation of a GenBank genome assembly
AUGUCAUCUCUUGAAAAAGGAUUAUUCAAGAACAAGAAUGCAUUACCACCACGUCUUCCGCGUGAAGAUGACUAUGAAGAAGUAAUAGAAGAGGAAGAUACUUUUGAAACUAAUUCGAUUGCAAAAAAAGUUUACGAAGCACCUGCUACCAAAGAUAACACUGGCCCGAUAUUUGUGCUACACCAUGGUGCAGGCUACUCGGGACUUUCGUUCGCACUUUGCGCGUCAAAUAUUAGACGGGAAAUGGGAGGCACCGCAUCGAUCUUAGCUUAUGAUUGUCGAUUUACACGUACUUCAGAUGACACUAAUCUUUCAUUAGAUCGAUUAGCUGAAGAUCUGGUGAAUGUGUUGAAUUUGGUGUAUAGUAAAGAGGAGUUGAAGAAGCAUGACAUUUUCUUGAUUGGUCAUAGCAUGGGCGGAUGUGUAGUUGCGCAUGCUGCAUCAAAACAUCUAUUACCAUCUGUGACUUGUGUUGCUGUCUUAGAUGUAGUUGAGGGAUCAGCUAUGGAAGCGCUAUCAGGAAUGCAUGAUUACUUAAGAAAACGGCCAAACGAAUUUCAAUCCGUAGAACAUGCUAUAGAGUGGAAUGUAAAAUCCGGCACCAUUCAUAAUUUAGCUUCUGCCAGGAUAUCUGUCCCGUCAUUGGUUAUUGAAGAGAUAGAUCAGAGUGGCGGAAAGAAAUAUGUGUGGCGGACAAAGCUUGAGGCUACACAACAAUAUUGGGAAGAAUGGUUUAAGGGAAUGUCGGAUAAAUUCUUAUCUGCGAAUGCAGCAAAGUUACUUAUAUUGGCUGGCACUGAUCGGCUAGACAAAACUCUGACCAUAGCCCAAAUGCAAGGAAAAUAUCAACUUCACGUAAUGCCCGAAGUAGGUCAUAUGGUACAAGAGGAUGCACCCGAUAGGACCGCCACAGUGUUAGUUGAUUUCUUCAAGAGAAAUGAGAGGCUUAUAUUGCCAGUGAAAAAAAUGACUUUAUGA